GCGUGGCAGGCGGGCGCAGCAGCGCCUCUCCAGCCCCUCCCAAAAAACACGAUGGCCACCGAAGCGGCAGUCACCGCGGAGGAGGAGGCGGACCUCGAGACGCUCGAUGUCGGGGAGGGCGAUGCGGGCGAGGAGGGCGUCGACGAGGAGCUCGAGGCGAUGAAGAAGAAGGUCAAGGAGAUGGAGGACGAGGCGGAAAAGCUCAACAAGAUCCAAAACGAGGUCGAGGAGCAGCUCAACGAGGGCGAGGGCGUCGAAACGAACGAGGCGGACGGGCGCUCGAUCUACAUCGGCAACGUCGAUUACUCGGUCACGCCCGAGGAGCUGCAGGAGCACUUUGCAGAGUGCGGCACCGUGAACCGUGUCACGAUCCUGUGCGACAAGUUCCGCAACCCGAAGGGGUACGCGUUUGUGGAGUUUGCCGAGGAGGCGGCGGUGGAGGCGGCGGUGGCGCUCAACGACACCGAGCUCAAGGGGCGGCAGAUCAAGGUGGUUGCCAAGCGGACCAACGUCCCCGGCAUGAAGGGCGGAAAGGGCGGCAAGGGCAAGGGGCGGGGGCGCGGCAAGGGGUACGGCAAGGGCAAGGGCUAUGGGGGGUACCGGCCGUUUUACCGGCCGCGCUACCGCGGGAGAGGCUACCGGCCCUACUAAGCCUCUCCUGCCGCCGCCACUGCUGCUGCCCCUGCCGCCUGCCUUCUCCUCUCUAGCUCCUCGCCGGCGCCGGCCCCUCCGCUGGACUGGCGCGAGGGCUGCGCGCGCCGCCGGUGCGUGUCGCUCGAGGCCCGCGGCGAGGCUGAGACACGCGACUUGCGCGGUCUGGCUAGGGCUCUGCGUGCGGGCUUUCUCGCGCGCAGCUCGAGAGCUUGCACAGUUGCACACAGCUGCUCUCUAAUUCGCUAUAUCUUGCUUGGCGUCCCGCGCCGCGCGCGCCCCACACUGAUCACACUGUCCCGCAUGUUCGGUCGCCUCUUCCGUGUUCUC
Molecule: messenger RNA, 981 nt
Organism: Emiliania huxleyi CCMP1516
Lineage: Eukaryota; Haptophyta; Isochrysidales; Noelaerhabdaceae
Exons: 4
Coding region: 52-651 (199 amino acids)
Molecular function (GO): RNA binding
Source: RefSeq, a predicted model, not a curated record